AAAAAUUGUCAAAAUAAUUAAUUAAUUAAGAUUAAUAAACAAUAAAUUAACUAAUAACUAUUAAUGGUGUUCUCAAAUUUUGAUUUGUUUUCAUCUACUUUCCAAUUUAACGUUGGAAAGUAAAACUUGAAAAAAAGAACUUCUUUAGGAGGAAUCUUAUCACUUUUAGUUGUUUCAGCAACAUUAAUUUACUUCAUCUAUGAGCUUCUUUAGUACUUUAAUAACAAAAUUGAUCCAAAAUUUAUUUCUUAAAGUUUCAUUACAAGCGAUCCUAUUGAUGUGGAAUUGCAUAAUGACUUAAUUGGAUUUAGAUACGAGUAUAUCUUAAAUAAAGAUUUAAUGGAUCUUUAAGAAAAAACAAAUAAAACUUACUUAGUAUUUAUUCCUGUAUUCGAGUAUGUAGGUGACGAUGGCAUCGAAAUCAUUUAAGUGGAUUAUUCUAGAUGCACUAAUUCUUUAAUCAGUGGUUUCAUGUGCUUAGAUUUCUCAUAAAUAUAAAACUACACCUUAACAUUGAGGUCUUUAAAUGAUAUACAUUCUAGAAUUAACAUAUUAAUAUACAGAUGUUAGGAUAUAGAUGAUAUUAAAACAACUAUACCAAAUAAUUGCGCUGAUCCUUUAGAAAUAUAAAAUAUGGUAAACAGUCUUGCCUCUGCCUUCCACUUAAAGCUUUACACUUCACAAUACAAUACAACUUCUACUUAAAUCUAAACAAAUUAUAGAAACUCAUAUAUUAGUUUUUAAGGAGACUAAUUUGUUUACAGUAUCUUUAAGGCUUAAAUUUAAAGGACAAAAGUUUAAUAAGGACCCUUUUUUUAGUAUACUGAAUCAUACUAAUCUCCUAUUUAAUAUGAUUAAAUUAACUCAGUUUAUGACUAUGAAAAAUUUAAAAUUAAAACUGGCUAAACAAACUUAGUAUAAGUCUCAAUAUAAAUGGAUGAAAUAGUUUAGUAUAUAUAAAUACAAUAUCAUUCAUUUCCUGAAGUGCUGGCUGUUUGCAAUAGCACUUUAGCUCUAUUAAUGCUUUUUGGAGUUUUUGCAAGAUAUUUUGCUUCUUAACUCAUCAAAUAAGAUUUUUUCCUUUUGUUUUUACAAAAUAUGUACUGUGGCACUUAUGAAAACAUUUUGAAAUUAAACAGUAUACUGGCCUAAAAUGAGCCAAUUAAUUCUACAAUCAAAGAAAAUCUUUCAUUAUCCAAACAGUAAGAUUAAAAGCUUGAAGAAUUAGAAAAUAUAAAAUCGAUUAUUGUUCCUAGUUUUUAAAGCACAUUCAUUGAUCAUUUACAUUAAAAGUAACUCAUAUCAUAGAAGUCAUAACUUGAAAAAUAGAUAAGUAGUGAGUAAAAGGAUAAUAUCUAAAAGGUUAGCAAUUAAUAAAGUUUUUAGACCACUUAGUUUUUAUUUAAGGAUAAAUUUUAGUAACAAAAAUAAAAUUUUUAGAUCAGUAAAACAUAAAAUUUUGAAUCUACAACAAAUCCUUUCAUUAAUAACAGUAAUAAUGAAGAAAUCAAUUCAUUUUAACCUUAAAGAAAAACCCAAGGUAAAGAUUCAUUGGUUAACUCAAAUAAUUAACUCAAUUUUGGACUAGAUACAAACAUGAGCCCUUACAAAUUAUAAUUAAAUUAUCCUUAAAGUUAAAAGAAAAAUUUUAAUUUUCGAAAUAUCAGCAGCAUUUUUAGCAAUUCAGUGUUUUAAAAGAUUCAAAAAAUAAUAUUUAGUGUUAGACUAUGUAAGAAAAGUGAAUAUUUGAGCUCAAAAGGUCUAGAUAUCUAAAUGAAAAAAUAAAUAGAAGAUUAGGUAAAUUAAAGCAUAGAUAUAUUAUAGGUAUAUUAGGACAUUAUACUCUUAAAGAAAGCUAUAAUGAUUUUGUUUAAUGAUGAGUAAUUAGCAGCUUUAAAAUUAGUAGGAUUUUCUCCAUCUAAUUAUGAUUUUAGUAGCUAAAAAUAAACAUAAAAUAAUACCGAAGAAAAAAAUGACCUAAAUCACUUCCAGAAUUAAUACUCUAUUUACAAUUCAGAAGAAAAAUGUAUACAGUCAAUUCAAAAAUUUAUAUUGAGAUGUUAAACUCAAGAUAUAUUAAGUAAAAUUGAUAAAAGAAUUUAUUCUUCAUUAAGCUUAUCCUUGAUAGAUUGA
Molecule: messenger RNA, 2133 nt
Organism: Tetrahymena thermophila SB210
Lineage: Eukaryota; Ciliophora; Oligohymenophorea; Hymenostomatida; Tetrahymenidae
Product: AMP-binding enzyme family protein
Exons: 3
Source: RefSeq, a predicted model, not a curated record